AUGGGGCGAAAUUUGCACGAAACAAAAAAGGUGUUUAAUGAAAGAUACCCAAAAAACCCUAUUUGCAGGAAAUAUCUACGGGAUUUGGUGGCAAAAUUUCAAACAAGUGGAAGUGUGGGUAGGCAGAAAAGAUCGGGAAGGAAAUCAAUUUCCGAAGAGAAACAGGUGCAAAUAGUUGGUUCGGUUGUCAAUAUUAUACAACAAUCGACGGCCGCAGUUGCAGAGCCUUGUGUUGUAUUUCAAACAACUGUUAGGAAAUAUUUAAAGAAGAACAAAUUUUAUCCCUACAAGCUUUAA
Brassicogethes aeneus is the source of this 297-nucleotide messenger RNA. NCBI's taxonomy places the organism in Eukaryota, Metazoa, Arthropoda, Insecta, Coleoptera, Nitidulidae. The record is from the annotation of a GenBank genome assembly.